CAUCUGGAUAGUGGAUUCCAAUAAUGGUGUGACUGUGUUGUGUGUGCUUAUAUAUCGAUCAAGGGGGAGAGGAGCAAGCAGAGAGAGAAUUUGUGUGUGGGUGCGUGUACGAGAGAUAAGAGACUGUGUGAGAAAAAUGGCGACGCCGUCAUUCCUUGGAAACCGAUACUGGGUGCUGAGACACGGUAAAAGCAUCCCAAACGAGAGGGGUCUUAUUGUUUCCUCUAUGGAAAAUGGAAAACUUGAGGAAUAUAAAUUGGCUACUGAAGGUGUUAAUCAAGCAGAGUUGGCUGGAGAAUUAUUCCAAAAGGAACUGAUGGAGAAUAGCAUACCAUUUGAAAAAGUUCGAAUUUGCUACUCCCCGUUUUCACGAACCAGUCACACUGCUAAAGUUGUUGCAUCUGUUCUGAAUAUUCCAUUUGAAGGUCCUCAAUGUAAGGUUGUAGAAGAUCUGCAUGAGCGUUACUUUGGUCCUUCAUUUGAACUUAUGUCUCAUGAUAAAUAUGCGGAAAUAUGGGCUCUGGACGAGAAGGACCCAUUUAUGCAGCCAGAAGGUGGAGAAAGUGUUGCAAAUGUUGUUGCUAGACUUACAAGUGCUUUGGUAACCAUGGAAUCAGAGUAUCAAGGAUGUGCAAUCUUGGUGGUGAGCCAUGGUGAUCCCUUGCAGAUUUUUCAAACAAUACUCAAUGCAGCUAAAGAAAACACAGUAAGCAGUAGCAAUGACUUGGCAACGAGAAUACUGUCGGUUAAAGUCCCGUCUGUCCUCUCAAAGCACCGGAAGUUUGCCCUGCUGACUGGAGAACUCCGGGCAGUUGCAUAAAUUGUAGCCUCUACUUAGCAGGACAGAGACGGGCAUGUUAGGAGCAAAAGGGACCGAUAUUCCCAUGGAUUCAAAUAUCAAGUUUAGCCCAGAUGAAGCGAGCUUCUUAAUGUUGGUAUGAUUUUGAGCUCGAUAUUAGGGGAAUAGCAGAAGAAUAUUUGAAAACUCUCUUUCAGUCUGUCUGACGAUGUGGGAAUGGUAUUUUCCACAUUUCUGUUCCUUGACAAAGCACAAAAUUUGCGCAUGUAUUGAAAUGAAGUUUUUCAGGAUAUCUCUCAUUGGUGGGAUGGGAAGGAGGGAAGGGAAGAGGGGGAAGCAAUUUUCUUGUGGACACUAGGGUUGGGUUGCUGCUACUCGGGCAGGUUGGGUGAUAUAUUUGCUUCAAGAUGAUUAUUAUUUUUUCUUUAUUUUUAUUUUUGUCUCUGAUUUCAGAAUUAAUUCAAAAUUUUAAUAAUUUUAUAAAAUGGCAUAUUUUUUAGUAUAUUAAAAGAAAGAGUGAGAAGAAGUGAAGAAAAGAAAGGAGAAAGUGUAGAGUGGCAGAUUUUGUAUUUUAUGUCAAUGGACAGAAAGUAAAAUAUAAUUAAAAAUAAAUAACAAUAUUUUUUUAAUAAGGCCACUCAGUUUGAUUGAAAGUAAGUUUUUAAUGAUAGUGCUUUAACCAUAAGGUAACAACUUCUCAUUACACCUUUGCCCUCUUCAGAUUCAGUGCUUAAGGAAAUGAGCUCACUAUCACACAUUUUUUUGAUGAAUUUUUUUUUUUUUU
Messenger RNA from Cornus florida, 1583 nucleotides. RefSeq lists its product as uncharacterized. Lineage: Eukaryota; Viridiplantae; Streptophyta; Magnoliopsida; Cornales; Cornaceae. The transcript has 7 exons. Bases 137 to 820 code for a protein of 227 amino acids. The record is from RefSeq and is a predicted model, not a curated record.